GCCCGUGGCCAGGAGCACGAGCCCGGUUUCCUGCUCCCAUAGAAGGCCUGGAAGAUGGCAGUGGGGUUGCACAUCAUCUACGGCUCUGAGGUUUUUGUCCUCCUCUUCAACGUCACCGAAAUGCAGAGAACUUUGUGCCAUAGAGGAAAGCUCACAGGAGGCAAAUAUUCCUAAUGGGAAUGUGUUGUUCUUUGAAGAGUCCCGUCUGAGUUCUUUUGUCUUACAGGGAAACCCAGUGUCUGUAUCCUGGAAAUGGAGAAAUCUACCCCAGUUCUUCAAGUACUUACACGUGUGCUGAGCCUGAGCCCGUGAAUCAUCCAUUAAUGCCGAGCAUACACAGCCCUGUUUGGCACGUCAAGGUAGAACAAGAAAAAUGAGGUUUGGAGCUGUGGCGGUGCAGCAUGUGAAACGUUUACCUUCCAUCACGCGCAGAGGAUAACAGUUCUUUUCAAUAACUGCAUUUUGUGGGUGCUGUGAUAUAAUCUUCAAGUUCUUUCCAAGGUCGUAUUCUGAUGACAUUCCUAGCAAGAAAUUCCUAUAAAUGAAAGGGAACCAAAAUAUCUGCUGCUAAGCAUUGCCACAUCCAGCAGCAUGUGGAGGUGAUCAUGGAAUGACAGCUCCAUAACUGCAGAGGUCUCAUCAAGUCUUCUUCUGAAAUACAGAUGUCUUCAGCGUGAUGUGGAAUGCUUGUUCAGGAGAUUUCACAUAUGCAAACUGGAGCAAGGUGCCUUUUUGACUCUGAUAACUGUAGAAGGCACAUGGUUCUGAGAGAUAAGUGCUGGCCUUGAAUUUUUCUUUUGCUCUUAACAAAGAGCUGGGAACUUCUUGUUAGCCAUGCCAACUCCUGCAGCUCUUUGCUGUUUUCAUUUGUAGGUACCCUGAGUUUUGAAUGCGUGGCAAAAUGCACUCUACUCGUCCAGGCCCAGGCAAAGAAUUGCUUAAACAUCUACAGAAGUUCCUUGUUUUCUUCUUGAACUGGAUCCUGUAGCUGUGCUCAUUCUGACGAGGCCUUGGCAUCCACAAGGACCUCAAGACGGAAAGUGCAGUUUCCGGGGAAAGGAGCUUGCUGGUGGAGUAAGUUUGAAAAGAUUGUAGCAGUUCCAGUAAUUACUCAUUUCAUCAACCCAUCUAUAUUUAAAGAGGAAAAAAAUAAAAAAGCUCCUCCAGUGUUGUUUCCUGAAAAGACCAUUCUUAAGAGCUCGUUGGACAGCGCAGGACUCUUGAAGUGAUAGCUAAUUGGUGAAAGAAAGGCCCUGAUUGUCUUGAGGGAGCUGGAAAGUGCUGCGUGUGCUGCUGAAAGGGACUAGGGAGAAGGUGCCUGGUUUCGCCGAGCAGCUGCUGCUGGAGAUGUUUGGAGAUUACAUCAGCACUGGAAAAAAGGGGCAAAAAAAAAAAAAAAAAAGAAGUCCAACUUCACAGAGAGGGAGUUUAUGGAGGUUUUUUUUUUCCCCCCUCUCCCUCCUUCCAAAGGUCUUCUGACAAUACUGUCAUUGUCAAUAUAAGAGUUGUUAAUUCUUUAUGAAUAGCACAUGGGGCCUCUUGACUAAAUAGUACGUUACAUGUCCCAAAUCUGUCAGCUGGACUCUUCUCUCACAUGCUAGUGAGAUCACUUUGAUUGGAAUGUUAGAGGAAUCGCUGGGCUGGCUGUGCAGAACUGAAUACUGCAUUAUAUAAUUAGAUCUCCCAGACUAUUUUUUUCACAUUACCUCAUUAUUCUAGCUUAAACAUGGAAUCGGCCCUUUUGAUGAUUUUGCUGGUUGUAAUUAUAUUAAUACGAUUCAUUUUGUGGUCCUGUCUAAGUGCUUAUAUAGAUCAUAAACUGUCCCGAAGGUUUCCUGACGCAAGGAAAGAGGACUGAGAGACUUCAAAAGGCUCCUUAAACGGAGCUGGAGCAGCUUUUACCUUGGGGUCUGAUGAGAGAGAAAUGGCGUGCCGAGACUGCAACCGAGAGAGGACUCUUCAGAAAGCCACGUGCUGACAGAGGGGAAAGAGUGACAACUGAACCACUCAAAUGACUUCCUCUCCAUCUUGGGCAUGGGAACAUCUCCUUUCAGAUGGGUGUUAUACUAAGCCAAACAUCCUAAACCUUGCUGCAUACCCAACUCAGUUUGGCAUCUGCUUUCAAGAACUGUAUUUUCUGGUGUAAAAAUGGAAGGACUGUAUUGCUUUGCCUGAGGCCCACUCAUCUUUCUUUUUUUCUUUUUUUUUUAAGAAAAAAGUUCUUUUUGUUUGACAAAUUUCUCUGUCAUGUAAAAGUGAAGGCUGCCACUUGGUGUGCUUAAUUCUGUAUCUCUUGGUAGCUCACGUGAUGGUGUCAGAGCUCAGCUACAGAAUUCCCACCCAAAUUUCCCGACCCAUUCAUGACUCUCAUGUUCCUACAGGUUUGUAACUGUUAAUCAGCCCUUAUCACUUUGUGUUUGGAAGCCUCCUAAAAUUCAGACAUGAGAACUGGUCUGUGCUUAUGCAGGCUGAAUGUCUGGUCUAUUGACUUCAACCUCAGAUUUUGUUUGUGGUGGACGACCAAUGUACUGAACAGCCUGCAACACCUGAAAUGCAUGUCAUUGACUUGAAAUCCAGCCAGAUGACAAUAAAUUAA
This is a messenger RNA of Myiozetetes cayanensis, 2596 nucleotides long. It is a transcript of the gene SMIM38, whose product is annotated as small integral membrane protein 38. The record is from RefSeq and is a predicted model, not a curated record. NCBI's taxonomy places the organism in Eukaryota, Metazoa, Chordata, Aves, Passeriformes, Tyrannidae. The coding region runs from base 1727 to 1858 and encodes 43 amino acids. The transcript is spliced from 9 exons.